AUAUAAUGCCACAGAAAGAGAAGAGGGAAACCCAUUUUUCUUCUUCCUUCUGCUCUGUAUUCUUCCAUCUAUUGCUGCCCCUUAGUAAUCAUGAGUCCUAGUGCCAUCAUUACUACGAAAAGCCUCUCUCUUUGUCUCUCUCUCUCUCUCCCUCUUUUCUCUUUCUCAUUUUCAGAUACAAACACAAUAUCCCAGCUAUAUAACACUUGUUUUCUCUCCCUCGUUGGAGCACACAAGAUAACCCCUCUCUUUGAUCCCACAAGGGAAGAAAACCCUCUUUCUUUCUCUCGAUCCUAAAACAUGUGCAUGAACUCUUCAGAGUCGAUCCCAAGCCGUUCCCUGUAUUCCUUCUACCGGAAACGUCCUUCCAAGCGACAUAACGUUCUUGUUCGAAGACUCAACAGGUGGAGAAGGUUGAGGAAGGGAGCGGGAACAAAGAAGGUGGUCGUCGGCGUUCAAACAGAUAUGCAAAUGAAGAACUUGAAACUGUACAUGCAGAACCAAAGCAUCAUAGAAGAGAAUGAGAGGCUGAGGAAGAAAGCUAUUCUCCUCCACCAGGAGAACCAAAUCCUUUUGGCUCAGCUACAGAAGAAGCUCUCCAAUCCCCAAAAUUCCUCCCAAAAGUAGGAAACAACCCGCUAGCUCGCAUUAGUAAAUACUGUAAUACUAGUAGCAUAACACUAUAUGCUGAUGCAGAGAAUAUAGGAAGAAGAAUGAUGGACUACUUAAACCGGGGAAAGUGUUAGAUAUCUCAAAUCUCGUUCAUUUCUUUCUUGCGCUUGUUUUCAUUCCUCUAAAUUAAGUUUGUUUUUUGAUAGAUUCGGGUUGCAAAUAAGUUACCAAUAUCAACAUAGAAGAAGUUUAAUGUAAGAGUUUAGCAGCUUCAUGUAGUUUUCUUGCA
Theobroma umbraticum is the source of this 901-nucleotide messenger RNA. RefSeq names its product binding protein (gene ZPR1). Lineage: Eukaryota; Viridiplantae; Streptophyta; Magnoliopsida; Malvales; Malvaceae. The record is from RefSeq and is a predicted model, not a curated record.